UGUGGGACCACCAUCAACCAGGUGGGUGUGAUACUGGGGAUACUGGGAGCACUGGGAGCACUGGGAGCACUGGGACACCCCAGAUCCCGGUGUGGGACCACCAUCAACCAGCUGCGGCGGGAGACGGGUGCGGAGAUCGCGGUGCGGGAGGCUGAGGAGGGGGAGGACCCCGAGGAGGGGGCCCUGGUGCAGAUCUGGGGGUCCCCGGCCUGCGCGUGCCGGGCCAAGGCGGCCGUGCUGAGCCUCGUGGCCCAAUGUGCCCCCGUGGCCGAGGAGCUGCGAGUGCCCGGCAGGGCCGUGGGCAGGAUCAUCG
Molecule: messenger RNA, 313 nt
Organism: Corapipo altera (White-ruffed manakin)
Lineage: Eukaryota; Metazoa; Chordata; Aves; Passeriformes; Pipridae
Product: tudor and KH domain-containing protein-like
Exons: 3
Molecular function (GO): RNA binding
Source: RefSeq, a predicted model, not a curated record